UCGUUGAUGGCUGAUGGAUGUGUUUGAGAUUUUGUUGAAACUGUUUAACAACAAUUAUGGAUGAUGGCUACUAGGCGUUCGGUUGUUCCCAGCGCCAGUGAAAAUUCUCAUAUAUGUGAUAUUGGUCGAGAAUUAUUUGAUGCUUGUCGAUAUGGUGAUGUGUCUCGAGUUCGUAAAUUAGUUACCCCACAAAAUGUUAAUGCUAGAGAUGCUGCUGGAAGAAAAUCUACACCCCUGCAUUUCGCUGCAGGCUUUGGGCGUAGAGAUGUUGUCGAACAUCUCCUUCAGAAUGGAGCCAAUGUUCAUGCCAGAGAUGACGGUGGCUUGAUACCUCUGCACAAUGCAUGUUCUUUCGGACAUGCUGAGGUUGUUCAGUUACUUUUAAAACAUGGAGCAGAUCCAAACGCUCGUGAUAAUUGGAACUAUACGCCUCUCCAUGAAGCAGCCAUCAAAGGAAAAACGGAUGUUUGUAUUGUUCUGCUACAGCAUGGAGCAGAUCCUUCAAUACGUAACACUGAUGGUAAAACAGCUUUAGACUUGGCUGAUCCUUCUGCUCGAGCUGUUCUCACUGGAGAAUAUAGAAAAGAUGAACUUUUAGAGGCUGCUCGCAGCGGUAAUGAGGAAAAGAUGAUGGCUUUGUUAACACCUCUCAAUGUCAACUGCCAUGCAAGUGAUGGAAGGAAGUCUACUCCAUUGCACUUAGCCGCUGGUUACAACCGAAUUCGUAUUGUCCAAUUGCUUCUUCAACAUGGAGCUGAUGUUCAUGCCAAAGAUAAAGGGGGAUUAGUUCCUCUGCAUAAUGCUUGUUCAUACGGUCAUUUUGAAGUCACUGAAAUAUUAAUAAAACAUGGUGCCAAUGUGAAUGCUAUGGACCUGUGGCAGUUCACACCCCUACAUGAAGCUGCAUCUAAAGCUCGUGUGGAAGUUUGUUCCCUACUUCUUAGUCAUGGCGCUGAUCCUACAUUGCUCAACUGUCAUUCCAAAAGUGCACUUGAUGUUGCAUCAGCACGAGACCUUUCUGAGCGACUCUCCUAUGAAUACAAAGGUCAUUGCUUAUUAGAUGCUGCUCGUCUUGCUGAUCCAGCUAGAGUGAAGAAGUAUCUCACUUUAGACAUCAUUAAUUUCAAACAUCCAUUUACUGGAGAAACACCUCUUCAUUGUGCUGUUAAUUCUCCAUAUCCCAAAAGAAAACAUAUUGUGGACAUUUUCAUCAGGAAAGGAGCAAACUUGAAUGAAAAAAACAAAGAAUUUUUGACACCACUUCAUGUAGCUGCUGAUAAAUCUCAUUUUGAUGCAUUGGAUGUUCUUUUAAAACAUGGAGCUAAGGUCAAUGCAUUGGAUGGACUUGGGCAAACUGCUCUUCAUAGGUGUGCUAGGGAGGGAAAUAUUCAAGCAUGCAGAUUAUUACUUUCGUAUGAUGUUGAUGCAUCCAUCAUUAGCUUGCAAGGCUACACUGCUGCACAAGUUGCAAAUGAAAGUGUUCAAAAACUCUUAAGUGAACCUACAACUGUUGGGAUCGACAUUGAAUAUCAACUUUUAGAAGCUGCUAAAGCUGGAGAUACUGAAGUUGUUAAGAGGAUUUUGUCAGCUCAUUUGCCUGUAGUCAACUGUAGAGAUGUUGAUGGUAGACAGUCUACCCCGUUACAUUUUGCUGCAGGAUAUAACAGAGUUUCUGUUGUUGAGUAUCUACUUCAACAUGGAGCUGAUGUGCAUGCAAAAGAUAAAGGUGGCCUUGUUCCUCUACACAAUGCAUGCUCAUAUGGACAUUAUGAGGUUGCAGAGUUGCUUGUUAAGUUUGGUGCAAAUGUAAAUGUUGCUGAUUUGUGGAAAUUUACUCCAUUGCAUGAAGCUGCUGCAAAAGGAAAAUAUGAAAUUGUUAAACUCUUGCUUAAGCAUGGAGCUGAUCCCACAAAAAAGAACAGAGAUAACCACACACCUUUAGACUUAGUUAAAGAAGGAGAUCAGGAUGUUGCAGAUUUGUUAAGAGGUGAUGCUGCAUUGCUUGAUGCUGCAAAGAAAGGAAAUCUCAGCAGAGUCUUAAAAUUAGUUUCUUCUGAAAACAUUAAUUGCAGAGAUUCUCAAGGUAGAAAUUCUACACCCUUGCAUCUUGCAGCUGGUUACAACAACUUAGAAGUUGCUGAAUUUUUAUUAGAACAUGGAGCUGAUGUUAAUGCUCAAGAUAAAGGUGGCUUAAUACCUCUGCAUAAUGCUUCCUCAUAUGGGCAUUUAGACAUUGCAGCCCUGUUGAUUAAGUAUAACACAGUGGUUAAUGCUACUGACCGAUGGGGAUUCACUCCUCUUCAUGAAGCUGCUCAGAAAGGGAGAACACAACUUUGUGCACUGUUGCUAGCUCAUGGUGCAGAUCCAACAAUAAAAAAUCAUGAAGGACAAACUCCAUUUGAUUUGGCAACUGCUGAAGAUGUGAAAUGUUUGCUUGUUGAUGCUAUGCCUCCUCCAACUUUGCCACCUACUACAAAAAGUAGUGCUAUUGUAACUUCUGUGAUACCUGUUGUUGUUACUUCUAGUGUUCCAACUCCUCCUGCGAUCUCGAAUAUAUCUGUUGUUGGAUUGGAGGAUGACAUUCCUCUUUCACUGAAUCUGCUUUCUUCACAAAAGAUUCAGUCCACUUCAGCUACUGGUUCUCAACAUGGCGAUGGUUGCAUGGACUUUGACAGAGCUGAAGCUCCAGAUCCAACAAUGGAAAAUAUUGGAAUUUCUGGCUUUCUGUCAAAUCUUGGGCUUGAUCAUUUAGCUGAAAUAUUUGAAAAAGAACAGAUUACACUUGAUAUUUUGGCAGAAAUGGGCCAUGAAGAGUUGAAACAAAUAGGAGUCAAUGCCUAUGGUCAUCGACAUAAGCUGUUAAAGGGCAUUGAAAAAUUAUUUACAGGCCACAAUGCAGCAUCUUUCAUGCCAAGUAAGCCUGGAACAUUGCUAGUGGAGCUUGGUUUGGAGGAUAAAGAAUAUCAAGCAGUUGAUGAAGAAAUGCAAGCAACCAUUAGAGAACAUAGAGAUAAUGGCCAUGCUGGUGGCAUUUUCUCAAGAUACAAUAUUCUGAAGAUUCAGAAAGUUAGAAAUAAAAAACUUUGGGAAAAGUACUGUCAUAGACGUAAAGAAGUUGCAGAAGAGAAUCACAGUCAAUCAAAUGAGCGAAUGCUCUUCCACGGAUCUCCAUUUAUAAACGCUAUUGUACAAAAAGGAUUUGAUGAACGACAUGCUUACAUUGGCGGAAUGUUUGGUGCUGGAAUAUAUUUUGCUGAAAAUUCUUCCAAAAGCAAUCAAUAUGUAUAUGGAAUAGGGGGUGGAACUGGUUGCCCUAUACAUAAAGAUCGUUCAUGUUAUAUUUGCCAUAGGCAAUUACUUCUGUGCCGAGUGACUUUAGGAAAAUCAUUCCUGCAAUUCAGUGCAAUGAAGAUGGCUCAUGCACCACCUGGACAUCAUUCUGUGAUUGGCCGUCCAAGUGUUGGUGGACUGUCCUAUCCUGAGUAUGUUGUGUAUCGAGGAGAACAGGCAUAUCCAGAAUAUUUAAUAACAUACCAAAUAGCAAAACCAGAUCCAGAGCCAACAUCCUCUUCGUCAUGACCUUUCAGAAAUAUAGAACUUUGAUAAAUUCAUUAUUUAAUGUUAAGUGUAAGAAUAUUAUGAAUUAUUAAAUCAUUUUAUAUAUAUCAUUGC
Messenger RNA from Uloborus diversus, 3672 nucleotides. RefSeq names its product poly [ADP-ribose] polymerase tankyrase-2-like (gene Tnks). Gene Ontology annotation, cellular component: cytoplasm; nucleus. Gene Ontology annotation, molecular function: NAD+ poly-ADP-ribosyltransferase activity; protein binding. The transcript is spliced from 28 exons. Bases 61 to 3579 code for a protein of 1172 amino acids. The record is from RefSeq and is a predicted model, not a curated record. NCBI's taxonomy places the organism in Eukaryota, Metazoa, Arthropoda, Arachnida, Araneae, Uloboridae.